Peromyscus californicus insignis is the source of this 3414-nucleotide messenger RNA. RefSeq names its product spermatid-specific linker histone H1-like protein. Bases 2642 to 3166 code for a protein of 174 amino acids. Gene Ontology annotation, molecular function: DNA binding. Lineage: Eukaryota; Metazoa; Chordata; Mammalia; Rodentia; Cricetidae. Gene Ontology annotation, biological process: nucleosome assembly. Gene Ontology annotation, cellular component: nucleosome. The record is from RefSeq and is a predicted model, not a curated record. The transcript has a single exon.
AAAGCAGAAGAUCAUCAUCAGCUCUUGAAAUGAGCCUCCAGGGUCUAGCCUGGCACUGCCUCAGAGCCACCCUGCAGUCUGCCUACCAGGUCUGGUUGUGGGGGCACUUAAACACACGAUGUAAGUGUAGGGGGAAAAUGGGGAAUUUACUGGUGCCUGCUUGUGCCCAGUGACUGAGACAAGGCUCAGGGCGCAGACAACCUAGAUUUAAAGCUGGUGGUGGUGGCACACGCCUUCAAUCCCAGCACUCGGGAGGCAGAGCCAGGCAGAUCUCUGUGAGUUCGAGACCAGCCUGGGCUACAGAGUGAGUUCUGGGACAGGCUCCAAAGCUACACAGAGAAACCCUGUCUCGAAAAACAAACAAACAAAAAGAAAAAAGAAAAAGAAAAAGAAAAAUCUCCCCAAGAAGAGCAGAUGAGCAGACACCAAAUCCAGAGGAGCCUUCCCAAGAGGCUUCAUGUAAGUACUCCAGGCAGAGGCACUGCCACGUACAAACACACACCCACAGACACACAGACACACACACAUGCACACACACACACACACACACACACACACACACACAUGGUCACAGGUCUCUCUUACACCUACGCCAUCGCCAACAGACACUCUGCCCCCAAACACACAGGCCCACAGGGCAAUGCCCCUGGGGCCUGGAGAACUCGGUGAUCAGUCAGGUCUGAUACCGGUGAGAAAGUCACCAGGCAGCAAAGCCACUACUUGAGGCCAAUUUAAAAAGUGGCAGACACUGAUGUAAGUAAAAUAACUGUAUCUGGUAGAACUAAAUCAACACAAAAGUCAGGCCAGCCCAGGCUGCUCCAGCACAGGGCCACACUGUUGGUUCCAAUCAAGAGGGAAGCAGGUCUCCCUGACAUCAGAGGUACAAACUGAACCAAAGAAAGCUAGAGGUGGUCAAAAACACUGGUCACAAGAGAAAAGUCACAAUGUCAGUGACACAAGUGACUGAAUCUGGCACAGCCCACAAAAUGCUUAUAAAAAAUCCUCUUGUGAAAUGUCAAAAUUAUUGAUCUCAGUGGAAGAUAUCUGUAAAGCAAAAACAAAUAAAAGACAUAAAACCCAGUAAGGCAAUGGUGUCGAAUGCCUUUAAUCCCAAUACUCAGAAGGCAGAGGCAGGUAGAUCUCUGUGAGUCCAAGGCCAGCCUGGUCUACAUAAUAGAGAGACCCUAUCUCAAAAAACAAAAACAAAGUCCAAACCCUUUCUUUUUUUCUUUUUGGUUUUGAGACAGGCUUUCAUGGAACCCAGAAUGGCCUUUGAGGGAGGCGAGGUGGAGAUCCUCCAGCCUCCACCCCUACAGUGCUGGGGUUACAGGCAUGGACCAACACACCCAGUUUAAUAAAGCAUUUUACCAGUUUCGUAUGAAAGACUGGUUAAUUUAAUAAGUCGAGGAAUUGCAUUUUACUCUGAAAAUUAUAUAAUCUCCUUUAAAAAGUAUAAUUAUAAUCCUUAUGUUUAAAAUGUAUUGGAAGAGUUCAGCUGGUGAAGUGUUUGCCUAGCAUGCACGAAGCCCUGGGUUCAACUCCAGCACCACAUAAGCUGCGUGUGGCGGCACAUCCGUAAUUUCUAGCACUCAGGAAGGUGAAGGCAUGAGAAUCAGAAGUUCAAGGUUAUUUUCAGCUGUAUAUUGAGGCCAGCACUCUGCCUCAACAAAUAAACAAAUGUGGCCAGGCAUGGUGGCACACACCUUAAUCCCAGCACUGCAGAGGCAGAGGCAGGUGGAUCUUUGUGACUUUGAAUCCAGCCCAGCACAUUUAGGGAAUUCCUGCCCAUCAAGGGCUAUAUAGUUUGAUCCUGUCAUUGCUAUCGGUGGUGGCACACACCUUUAAUCCCAGCACUGGGAAAGGAGAGGCAGGUGGAUCACUGGGAGUUUGAUGCAAGCCUAGUCUAUAGAGUAAGUUCCAGGACAGCCAAGAUUGUUACACAGAGAAACUCUGUCUCAACCCCUACCCCCCAAAAAAGCUGAGCCUGUCUCAAAAUAAUAAACACAAAAUAUUAGCAUUUUUCCACUCAGAGACGCAAAGACACAACGAGCAGAAGAUGUUGGCAAUUCAGGGGUAGAUUUAAAACUGAGGGCUUGGGUUAGGGAUAUAGUUCAGUGAUGAGACACUUGCCUAGUGUGUGUGAAACCCUGGAUUCCAUACACAGCACCACUAACUGACUAACUAAAUGUCCUGGAAUUGGUUCAGAAAUGUACAUGUCAUACAUGCACGGGCAUUCCCUGUGUGGGCUCACCCUGCUACAGCCCUCCUCUGAAGGGCAUCUGGCACAUCAGAUGUCCCCCCUGUCUCAUGCCUCUGAGCUUCCUAAGAAGAGACAGUGGGGCUGCUAUGACCCCCACAGGAUUCUGCCCACCUCACAAUGGCCUCCUGAGGUCAUAGCAGAGAUAACUUCACCAGCCCCUGGGCCCACAGCACAAGUCUGCUGAGGCCAACCGUGGGUGAUCAUCCUCGGUCCUCCCUCUGGCCACCCAGGAGGUGUGGCCCAGACCCCUACAGAGGAGCCUCUGAGGGCAGCAGAAGCCAGAACACAGCUCGCCCACUACUGAGAGUAGCCCGGUGGAUACUUCCAGCCGCCACCCUGGAGGUCUUAGCAUCCAGUGCCCUGCAGUCAUCCCCGGGAGAGAUGCAGAGAGACACGUUGCUGGUGUCACCAUCUGCAGCCCCAAAUUCUGCGGUGGCUGUAGACCAAGAUGCCAGCACAUCAGACGACCCAAGCAAGAGUGAGACUGGGCCCUACACCUGUCCCCAAACCAUGCGGAAGCCCAGCAUGUCGAAGGUGAUUCUGAGGGCUGUGACUGACAAGGGGUUGCACAGACGUGUGUCCCUUGCUGCCUUAAAGAAAGCUGUGAGCACCACAGGCUACAAUAUGGCCCACAACAGCUGGCGCUUCAAGCGUGUGGUCAAGAAUCUAGUGAAGAAAGGCAUGCUCAAGCAGGUAACCGGCAAGGGGGCCUCAGGCUCUUUCCGCCUGGGCAAGAAGCAAGCCUUCAAGUCCAAGCGCAAGGCCAGGAGACGCCAGCGGAGGCAGCAGAGGCAGAAGCCUAGGCAGCGCCGGUCUGGACCACGCCAGUCACUGCUAGGCUCUGGAAGGAGCCUUAAAGGGCUUUACAAGGGAGUUCAUAGGGGGGCCAGAGGCUGCCGCCAUUAAUAAGGCAGGUUAGGCCGGGUACCAGGCUUGCCACAAGCUCAGUGAGAUGGAAAUAAAAGCCCAACUUAUUUCACAACUGUCUUCUGGAAUCUUUGGGGUUCAGAGGGUGGGAAAAUUAGGCCAGGGGCUGAGGGGCACAGGGUGGGGGAGGAGGCCAUAGAUGAUAGGAGGAAUCUGGGGCCAGAAUAAGAUGGGCUUGGAAAGAUACGGUAGGAUUCAAAGCAUCCAUUGCCAUCCACUAGGCCAGC